Callorhinus ursinus (northern fur seal) is the source of this 3171-nucleotide messenger RNA. It is a transcript of the gene SP110, whose product is annotated as SP110 nuclear body protein. NCBI's taxonomy places the organism in Eukaryota, Metazoa, Chordata, Mammalia, Carnivora, Otariidae. Gene Ontology annotation, cellular component: nucleus. The record is from RefSeq and is a predicted model, not a curated record. Gene Ontology annotation, biological process: regulation of transcription by RNA polymerase II. Gene Ontology annotation, molecular function: protein binding; DNA binding; DNA-binding transcription factor activity, RNA polymerase II-specific.
AAGCCUGGCCCUCUCUGCAUGUGGCAAAGCACAGACUUCCUGUUUCACCCACUGCCAUCUCCCUGCUGUUCUCUCAGUCUUCCAGGAGGGAUCCCUGGCCCAGCCCCUGGACCGGGAAAGGGGCAGGAGCAGGUGGCUGACCCAGCAUCCAGGAUGUUCACCAUGACCAGCGCCUUAGAAGAGGCUCUUCUCCAGCACUUCGUAUACCAGAAGCUGGAGAUUGCCUAUGCCAUAUACAAGCCAUUUCCCUUCCUCGAAGGCCUCCGAGACAGCUCCUUCAUCACGGAGACAAUAUACCGGGAAUCCAUGGAAGCCUGUAGAAACCAGGUCCCUGUACCCAGAGUGGUGUACAACAUCCUCACCCACCUGGAAAAGACCUCCAAUCUGUCAUUUCUGGAGAUGCUGUUCAGCCGAAUUAACCUGCGUGAAUACCCCAACCUGAUGAUGAUUCUCAAGGGCUUCAGAAGUGUUGUCAAUUCCUACGGAGGAUGGAACAGAGCUGCGCUGACCCUCCUCGAACCUCCAGCCAACCCAGGAGGAGGGCGCUCCCUCCCGACGCUGCUGCCGCUGCCCCCACCCCAGAGCCACCCACCCCAUGCUCCCAGUGUCACUGAGCCCAGCGCAUCCACACAGCACAGCACUGAGAUCACGGGCGAACCAUCCAGCCCUUCUGACCCUGCCGUGGCUCUCCCCAGAACCACCCAGGAAGGAAGGAUCACUCCAGAAGACUCACAAGAGAUACCCAGCACUGCCCCCGACACUGUGCAAGUGAUAACAGAUGACUCUCCUGAACCAAAUGACCCCAAAGAGCUCCAGGAGGCAUCCAGCACACCUCCCAACAAGAAAGGAAAGAAAAGAAAAAGAAGUAUCUGGUCAACUCCAAAAAAGAGACACCAGAAAAAAAGGCUCCCAAAAGGGAGAACCUCACCUCGGCACAGAAGCCAAGAGAAGCUCCAAGUGGUGGAUCAGGCAACUCAAAGGAAGGAUGAUUCACCCAGCAAGUCAAAUGUCAUGACAAGUGUCCAAAAGGCAAGCACCGAAUGUGCCCAAACCUCUGGACCAGAGGAAACCAGUGAUGACUCUUCAGCAAUGAAUGAAGAAAAGAGGCCCCAGGAGCCAUCCAGCACACCACCAAGCGUCCUGCGUGAUCCAACAAAUAAUGGAAAUAAACCAUCUUUGGGAAAAUCUCCUGGGGAAAAGCGAAAGAGGACAGAAAAAUACAACCCGCCAUCUUCAAAAAGAAGACAGGAAAACAAGCUCCCAAGAACCUCACCUCGGCACAGAAUCCAAAAGAAGCUCCAUGUGGUGGAUCAAACAACUGAAAGGAAGGAUGAUUCCACCAGGAACUCAAAGAUCAUGACAAGGGCUCAAAAGGCAAGGACUGAAUGUGUCCAAACCUCUGGACCAAAGGAAAAGAAAAGGGAAAAAAAUGUCAGUUCAAGUUCAACAAGAAGGUGUCAGAAAAAUAUUCUUCCAAAGGAACUUAGGGAAAGGAAAAUCCACGAAGGAGAUAGAAUGAAGAAUGAGCAACACUACACUCUUCUACUUUCAGAAAAAGCCAAAGAUGAAACUGUGGAUUUUCUCUCUCCUGAACUUCCUGUGACUUGUGGUGAAGCCAAAGGCAUUUUAUAUAAGGAGAAAUUGAAACAAGGAUCCUCAGAGAAGUGCAUUCGGAAUGAGGCGGGGGUCUGGUUCACACCAAAAGAAUUUGAAAUCGAAGGAAAACGGGCAAAUACAAGGAAAUGGAAGCAGUCUGUGCAUUGCAGAGGAAAGACCUUAGAAGAGCUGCUGAAGAAAGGACUUUUACUCUGUCCUCCAAGAAUAAGUGUCAAGAGAGAGUGGGAAAACUCCAAGGACUGUGAGGUGUGCCGUAGAGGGGGACCACUCGUCUGCUGUGACACUUGUCCAAGAGCCUUUCAUGAAGACUGUCACAUCCCGUCUGCAGAGGAGAGGAGCCCAUGGAGUUGCACCUUCUGCAAGAUAAAGGAGUCUUCGGGAAGGCAGCAGUGUCACGGGGAAUCUGAGGUCCUGGAGAGGCAGAUGCAGCCUGAGGAGCAGUUGAAAUGUGAGUUCCUCCUCUUGAAGGCCUACUGUCAUCCACAAAGCUCCUUUUUUGCAGAAACCCCACCUAAUAUUCGGGAUUAUGGAGAGCCCUUUAAGGAAGCCAUGUGGUUGGACCUGGUUAAGGAAAGGUUGACAGAGAAAGUGUACACAGUGGCGUGGUUUGUUCGCGACAUGCGCCUGAUCUUUCGCAACCAUAAAACGUUUUACAAGACUUCCGACUUUGGUCAGAUAGGACUGGACUUGGAGGCAGAAUUUGAAAAGGACCUCAAAGAGGUGUUUAUUUUUUGCAAAGCCAAGGAGAACAGCUUCCAGACUCUUUGACCCUGUUCUAGAAAGACUAAGGCACCCCAACUUCAGGAUCCAGAUGACGUGACCCUGGCCAUCUUUAGACAGUCAGUGAGUCUGGGAUGCUAUUGGUAGCCCUCUUGACUCAAAGCCAGAGCCUUCAUACCAUCAUCAUACCUUCUUUUUUGUUGUUGUUUCUUUCUACACCUAAAAGAAUGUGUGUGUGUGUGUGUGUGUGUGUGUGUGUGUGUGUGUGUUUUUAAACUACAUCUCUAAUCCCCAGCCAACACCACAGGCCUCUUCCUUGUCAAUAUGUCCAUCUCUCUUCUCCCACAGUUAUCUAUUCUCAUUUGCUCAACUAAACUACGAGGAUAAUAGCUUCAGAAUCUGUACAGUCCUACCACUAUGAAAAAGAAAUUAAGCUGAAUCCUAAAUUGUGUGGAAAUUAUUUUGCUCCUGUUUUAUAUGUAUAUUCUGUUAUAUAGUGUUUCUGUUAUAUAUAUGUGUGUGUGUGUGUAUAUAUAUAUAUAUAUAUUAUAUAUUUCAUAUAUCAUUGCAGAGAGUAUUUUUCAGAAUUUUGCUCCUGUGUUUAUGAAUGAGGUUGGUCCGUAAGCUUCUGUGUACUGUCAAAAUCAGAUGGCAGGGCUAUCCCAGCUUGGCACAAGAAUGCCUAAAAUUUUCUACCCUUUAUAUAAGCUCUGGAAUAGUUUAUAAUGUUUUAAAUGAACCAAUUCAUAAAAUUAUAUAGCCUACCAUUCUUUGUAGAGCUAAUAUUGACCAUGUUCUCUGCUUUUACGGGGUCAUUAAACUAUUCAGAUAUUC